Symsagittifera roscoffensis is the source of this 1659-nucleotide messenger RNA. RefSeq names its product very-long-chain 3-oxooacyl-coA reductase let-767-like. The record is from RefSeq and is a predicted model, not a curated record. Gene Ontology annotation, molecular function: oxidoreductase activity. NCBI's taxonomy places the organism in Eukaryota, Metazoa, Xenacoelomorpha, Acoela, Convolutidae. Bases 248 to 1258 code for a protein of 336 amino acids. The transcript has 8 exons.
CUGAUGAAAACACGCGUUCUGCCUUUCUUAUAAGCCAUUGGAAUGCUUCAACGCUACGGUCACCUAAGGUCAAAAGCUCCAAAACUGCUCCGAUCGGCUAAAUUUUGUAUUGUGCUGCUAUAUCUACGUACUGUAUCUAUGUGCUAAGUAAACAACCACUGUUCACAAAUCAUCUAGCAAGUUCACAUACCAUAUCUUCACAGAAAACCCUGUUCUCACAGCUCAGGCAAGCAACUUCUAGAUCAUCAUGGAAACUCUUUGCAACAAUUUUCCCUCAAAACUGACAUUUGGCCACGACGCCAAACGCACCCUGCUUGUGGGUGCCUUUGCUCUAGGAACUUACCAAGGGGUGAAAUUAACAGGGAACUUUCUGGCUGGAGUAUGGAAACAUUUGCUCAGACCUGGUUACGACCUCAAAAAGAGAUACGCGAGCGAUAGUAGUGAGUGCUGGGCAGUGGUGACUGGUGCUGCGAUGGGCAUUGGGAAAGAGUAUGCUAAGCAACUGGGCAGGAGGGGAUUCAACAUCCUGGCCAUAGACAAGGACGAGAGUGAGAUGGAGAAGACCCAGGCAGAACUGAGCAGACUCGGAAUCAAGGUGAAAACUAUAAUCUGGGACUUUGGCAAAAUCUCCAAUGCUGAGAGCUACGAGGCGUUCGAGAAGGAGCUUAAAAACGCCACUAAUGGACUAGACAUCGGAAUUCUGGUGAAUAAUGCUGCCGAGUUCCAGCAGGAGUCUCUGGACAUGAUAUCUGUGGAUCGUCUAUUCCGAGCAUCCAGUGUGAACUCACUCACUCCAGCUCUACUGGCCCGAUACUUCAUCCCUAAGAUGCUAGCCAGAUACAACAAUGGACUGAAGUCUGCCAUUAUCAACGUGGGAACAAAUGCAGCCGAGAUCCAGAACCCUAGAUACAAGUUCGCUGUAUACGGAGCCUCGAAAGCAUACUUGCACAUUCUCAGCAGUGGAAUGAGAGAAGUGUGGGGUGACAAGAUAGACAUCAUGACUGCCAUUCCUAGACAGACCAAAACACCCAUGUGUCCCGUGGACUACUGCUUCACAGCCACUCCUAGGGCACAUGUGAAUGCUAUCCUGUCUCAACUAGGUCACGAGAGCGAAACCUACGGGACCAUGACUCAUGAUAUAGAAUACUAUAUGAGGUUCGGCAUGUUCGGUGGCUUUGUGAUUGACAACAUGAUUCAAUGGCUGAAUGAAGGAGAAAGCAAGAAACUGAUCAGUGCUUACGAGAGACGAAUGUCAUAAAAACAGACUAGAAUAAAAAACCGUGGAUUCAGAAAAUCAAAACAAUCGAACACAAUCAAAUGAUAUAAAAUAUUUGUCCGGGCUUUCAACAUGGAACUGGAAAUACUUGGAAAAAACUAGCUUUAAAUUAUUUCAAACAGCUAAUUUCAAACUUCUUAUAUAUAUUUUCUCGAAAUACUUCUAAAUCUGCUGGAUGAAAACUAAAAUUAAUCAACCUUCAGCUAAGAACCCAGAAGAGCUUCGAAAUACCCCACAUCCGAAAUAAGCUUUUCGGGCAUAUUUAUAUAAAAAAAUCUUAUCAUUGCAUGAAACAGCUUAAGAAUUGCUGUAUUUGGGAUGAGAGGCAAAUUAAAUUUUGAUAUGCUCAAUCUGAUGGUCUCAUAUUUGACGAUAAAUUUAAG